CGAAACUAAGACCAAACAAUAACCACAUACAACACGUUUCUUUCGUUGUCGUUUUUUGUUUUAAAGUUUCUAUUCUAUUGUAUUAAAUGUACAGGGCUUUUUGAGAUACUUAUCUAUUUCAAUAGUAUGUUUCAUCAUAUUUGAAACAAAAGGUUUCAAAUUUAUAAUGAAUACAUCUGCCUCAGAUUCCGAAGAAGAAGUUUUAGUGUAUGCAGAGUUUAAAGAUACAGUAAAUAUUGAAAAAUACAAAAACAUCCAUGUCUUAGGUAUAGAUAGAAAAAAUCCAGUUAUACAACUGGAUGAUACCUUCUUCACAGGAAGUUUUGAGAACCCAUUAGGAACAUACUUAUUUUUUGAAGAAGACCAAACACCACACUGUGAUGAUCCUUUGUUUGAUAAACUACCCGAGAAAAAUUUGAAGUAUUUAUACAAAACUACUAAGCUUCUAUCUAUGGAGCAUGCAUAUGUUACUUCUAAAGAAGGUUCAGCAGAUAUAGAGAACAAAUUACAACAAUCAAGUGAAUCAGAGACCAUAGAACCUGUUACAUUUGAAAAUUUAGAACAAGCAUUGGAGACUUUUAAAAAAGACAAACAAGAGUAUGAUGAUAGUGUAUUAAAACCUGUUAUAAACUCAUAACAAUAAAUCUUGUGUGUUGUC
Molecule: messenger RNA, 658 nt
Organism: Papilio machaon (common yellow swallowtail)
Lineage: Eukaryota; Metazoa; Arthropoda; Insecta; Lepidoptera; Papilionidae
Product: general transcription factor 3C polypeptide 6
Exons: 3
Coding region: 167-637 (156 amino acids)
Biological process (GO): transcription by RNA polymerase III
Cellular component (GO): transcription factor TFIIIC complex
Source: RefSeq, a predicted model, not a curated record